UUUGCAAUGCACCGCAUCUGCAUGGCCCUUGCUUGCCAUUGAUUGAUACCUUUGCUUUUUGUCUUCUCUUUCAGUACUCCUUUGGUGCUUUCUUUUUGCUCCCAUUCUCUGUUUGAGAUAUUGAUGGCUAAUCCACAGACUCUGGCAGGUCUGCCUGAUGGAUCUGAAUGAGUACGUACGUAAUCGCCCUCGAAUUACUGGGGGAUAGUCAAAUCAAGUACGUAGUAAUAGCAGUGGCAUCAGUAGAGUCCCUAGUCGCAGCAAGAUAGUCGGUCGUCCCCAUCCCACGGCAGCAGUGCGGCGACGGCUCCUGGCCUAGGCGGCGUUUUGUCAACUAACGGAUUUGUUUUUGAUUAUGUCGCUGCGGGUUUUUAAUAACAAACCAAGCCCUCCGCUACGCUUUUGAUGCCUGCUUGCUACCGUGCAUACAAGGGUUCCCAAAUCGACGACCCAUCCACCCAUCCAUCCUCUACUAUCUUGUCGGCCGCCCCGCCACGGCGACACAUUUACACACAGACACUCAGCUUUACGCGCACACGAACCCGACUACGGGUCCAAAGUACUUAAGCAUAUCCACGCCCCGGAUCCCUUAUCGCUCCUCUCCACUCAUUCACCUACCGCUUUUCCCCAUUCAAUCUACCCUACCUUGCCCUAUCCUUGCAUCCUUUGUGGCUUGCUGCCUUCUUGCGGUUGACUCCUACAUCUAUAAACACCCUCCUCCUCCACCCCCAUUCAAGUCCAUACAUCGUCUUCCUCUUAUCAUCCACUCUUCCUCCCUCCAAUCCUCAAGCCAUCCUCCCACUCUUGCUCUUCUAUAUACCAUACACAGCACAUUCCCACAUACACACACAACCGCAGUCAUGGCUGAUUCAACAAUUCUCUCCAACACCGCCAACCUCGAGAAAUACCUCAAGCUCCCCCAGAAUGGCAAGGUCAUCGCCGAGUACGUCUGGAUAGACGGCUCCAACGGCGUGCGCUCCAAGUGCAAAACCAUGAACAAGAAGCCCGAAAAGGUUUCCGAUCUGGCAGAGUGGAACUUUGACGGCUCUUCGACCGGCCAGGCCCCUGGCCACGACUCUGAUGUCUACCUCCGCCCCGUUGCCUUUUACCCCGACCCUUUCCGCCUGGGCGACAAUGUCCUCGUCAUGUGCGAGACGUAUUCGUCUGAUGGCAAGCCCAACAAGUACAACUACCGCCACGACGCCGCCAUUGUGUUAGAGAAGCACGCCGAGCACGAGUUCUGGUUCGGUCUUGAGCAGGAAUACACUCUCCUCGACGCCCAGGGCUGGCCAUAUGGCUGGCCCAAGAACGGCUUCCCUGCGCCUCAGGGUCCCUACUACUGUGGUGUGGGCACUGGCAAGGUCUUUUGCCGCGACAUCGUCGAGGCUCACUACAAGGCCUGCAUGUACGCCGGCAUCAACAUCUCAGGUACCAACGCCGAGGUCAUGCCUGCCCAGUGGGAAUACCAGGUCGGCCCUUGCGCCGGUAUUAGCAUGGGCGACGAGCUCUGGAUGUCCCGAUUUCUGCUACACCGUGUGGCCGAGGAGUUUGGUGCCAAGGUCACCUUUGCCCCCAAGCCCAUCCCCGGCGACUGGAACGGUGCCGGUCUUCACACCAACGUCUCCACCAAGGAGACUCGCGCCGAGGGUGGCAUGAAGGCCAUCGAGGCCGCCAUGGAGAAGCUCGCCGGCCGCCAGAAGGAGCACAUGGCCGUCUACGGAGAGGACAACCAGCUCCGCAUGACUGGUGCUCACGAGACAUCGUCGUACGACAAGUUUUCCUGGGGAGUCGCCAACCGUGGCUCUUCAGUCCGCAUUCCCCGCUCCGUUGCUGCUGAGGGCAAGGGGUACUUCGAGGACCGCCGCCCUGCCUCCAACGGCGACCCAUACCAGAUCACCGGCAUCAUGUGCGAAACCAUGUACGGCAAGGUCGAGGGUGCUGAUGUGGCCGCUUUCGCUUCAAAAGCCCCCGGAGAGGAGCUUGAGAUGGUUGUCCCCAUCUCGAAGCCGUAAAUUUUACAAUCCUCCGAAUACCCCCUCUCACCCUCUUAGACCUAUGAUAUCACAUUGGAUUUGCGCAUCGGGAUAGAUGACUCUUUUUGCUUGGCGUCUUUUGUUCCGCGACCACGACCUCCCUUCUUGCAUACACCACACACACCCCUUCCAUACCCCACCACCGCAACUUGCCUUCUUCCUUCUUUCCAGCUGUCAGAGCGAAAGCAAGAUUCGUAUCUUUCUGGUUCGGAUUCGAAUGGCCUGUCCUUUUCUUGGAGACAUAAAUCCUCAC
Messenger RNA from Periconia digitata, 2286 nucleotides. Lineage: Eukaryota; Fungi; Ascomycota; Dothideomycetes; Pleosporales; Periconiaceae. The record is from the annotation of a GenBank genome assembly.